GGAGCGAGCUAGACUUCGCCCGCGAGGAGGUGGCUGCUGGGCUCUCCCCCGCGCUGCUGGGCGCUCGGCGCCUUCGCGGCCCCCGGCUCCCGGCUCCCGGUAGCAGCUUCCUCGCGCGCGCGGGGCGCGGGGCCCGGGCUUGCUUCGCCGAAGGGGUCGCUGAACUAACUCCAAGCUGGUGUGCACAGGGUCUGCACAGUGGCCGGCCCGAGAGCUGGAGUCACCAUGGCGGCGGGAGUGGCAGCCUGGCUGCCUUUUGCGCGGGCUGCGGCCAUCGGGUGGAUGCCAGUGGCCAACUGCCCCAUGCCGCUUGCCCCGGCGGACAAGAGCAAGCGGCAGGAUGAGCUGAUCGUGCUCAACGUGAGCGGGCGGAGGUUCCAGACCUGGCGGACCACGCUGGAGCGCUACCCGGACACGCUGCUGGGCAGCACGGAGAAAGAGUUCUUCUUCAACGAGGACACCAAGGAGUACUUCUUCGACCGGGACCCCGAAGUGUUCCGCUGCGUGCUGAACUUCUACCGCACCGGCAAGCUGCACUACCCGCGCUACGAGUGCAUCUCGGCCUACGACGACGAGCUGGCCUUCUACGGCAUCCUGCCCGAGAUCAUCGGGGACUGCUGCUACGAGGAGUACAAGGACCGCAAGCGCGAGAACGCCGAGCGGCUCAUGGACGACAACGACUCGGAGAACAACCAGGAGUCCAUGCCGUCGCUCAGCUUCCGCCAGACCAUGUGGCGCGCCUUCGAGAACCCGCACACCAGCACGCUGGCCUUGGUCUUCUACUACGUGACGGGCUUCUUCAUCGCCGUGUCGGUCAUCACCAACGUGGUGGAGACGGUGCCGUGCGGCACGGUGCCCGGGAGCAAGGAGCUGCCGUGCGGCGAGCGCUACUCCGUGGCCUUCUUCUGCCUGGACACCGCCUGCGUCAUGAUCUUCACCGUGGAGUACCUCCUCCGGCUCUUCGCCGCGCCCAGCCGCUACCGCUUCAUCCGCAGCGUGAUGAGCAUUAUCGAUGUGGUGGCCAUCAUGCCCUACUACAUCGGCCUGGUCAUGACCGACAACGAGGACGUGUCGGGCGCCUUCGUCACGCUCCGGGUCUUCCGCGUCUUCCGCAUCUUCAAGUUCUCGCGACACUCGCAGGGCCUGCGGAUCCUGGGCUACACGCUGAAGAGCUGUGCCUCGGAACUCGGCUUCCUCCUCUUCUCCCUCACCAUGGCCAUCAUCAUCUUUGCCACUGUGAUGUUUUACGCCGAGAAGGGCUCCUCUGCCAGCAAGUUCACGAGCAUCCCGGCCUCCUUUUGGUACACCAUUGUCACCAUGACCACCCUGGGAUAUGGAGACAUGGUACCCAAGACAAUUGCCGGGAAAAUCUUUGGCUCCAUCUGCUCCCUGAGUGGCGUCCUGGUCAUUGCCCUGCCAGUUCCUGUGAUUGUUUCCAACUUCAGCCGGAUUUACCACCAGAACCAGAGAGCCGAUAAACGCAGGGCACAAAAGAAGGCCCGCCUUGCCAGGAUCCGUGUGGCCAAAACAGGCAGCUCCAACGCCUACCUGCACAGCAAGCGCAACGGGCUCCUCAACGAGGCUCUGGAGCUGAUGGGCACCCCGGAAGAGGAAUCCAUGGGCAAGACCACCUCACUCAUCGAGAGCCAGCACCACCACCUGCUGCACUGCCUGGAGAAAACCACUGGGUUGUCCUAUCUUGUGGAUGAUCCCCUGUUGUCUGUUCGAACCUCCACCAUCAAGAACCACGAAUUUAUAGAUGAGCAGAUGUUUGAGCAGAACUGCAUGGAGAGUUCAAUGCAGAACUACCCGUCCACAAGAAGUCCCUCACUGUCCAGCCACCCAGGCCUCACGACCACCUGCUGCUCCCGUCGUAGUAAGAAAACCACGCACCUGCCCAAUUCCAACCUGCCGGCCACUCGCCUGCGCAGCAUGCAAGAGCUCAGCACGAUCCACAUCCAGGGCAGCGAGCAGCCCUCCCUCACCACCAGUCGCUCCAGCCUUAAUUUGAAAGCAGACGACGGACUGAGACCAAACUGCAAAGCAUCCCACAUCACGACAGCCAUCAUCAGCAUCCCUACUCCCCCGGCGCUAACCCCUGAGGGGGAGAGUCGGCCCCCCCCUGCCAGCCCGGGCCCCAACACGAACAUUCCUGCCAUAGCCAGCAAUGUUGUCAAGGUGUCCGCCUUGUAAAACCACGGGACAGAGGGCCAGCGUGGGUAGUGGGAGCCAAGGGGGCUGGCAUGCUGGUGGGUGGCCACUGGGACCACUCCCACCCCCUCUCCCCACUCUUUCCGCCUGCCCUGUUGCACACCGAGCACUGAAACUUGUGCCUGGAAGGAAACAAGGGCAGCAAAGGGGCCCCUGAGGUUCACUGCUGCUGGCGUGCACAAAGUCCUGUGACCCUGCCUCUCGCUGGGGCCGGAGGAAGGGAGGGGGGGUGGGGUAGGGGACAGGUCGGAGGGGGCAGAGGCUACACACCCCUACAGGACCUGCAGGGGGAGCCUCAGACCAAAUCACAAUUGUUUCCGGAGACCCCAGUGAGGAAAGGACAAGACCAAGAGCAGCACAGAGGCCAGAGUUGUCACAUGCAAAACAGGAAGAAAAUAUAACACUGUGUAUUUAAGCACCUUUUCAAGGCUUUUAAUGGAUAAUAUUUAUUCAUGGGAAAAGGUGGAAAAGAAAAACACCAACGGAUUUUUGUGAAACGUUUUUUUCUCCGCGAACCCAAUACCUUUGAACCAAAACAAUGCGUCCUUUUAUGAGGGUUGGUUUUAUUUUUGUUUUGUUUUGUUUUUCUCCUUUUAUAGAGCAAAGCUUUUAGGCUAAGAAGUCAGUGAUUGCUGAGUUCUCUCUCCAUUCCCCCAGGUAGGUGAGGUCAAUUGAAUCUGGGCCCCCACUGCCCAGCUGACCUGCACGGAGCUGCCAAGUGACCACACAGCAACAUUUACCCCGUCUGUCCCUGUCUUUUUUGGUCCCUGUAUCUCUCUGCUUCGCCCCCUGGCUGUUUUUCAGUGUCCAGCCAUCUGUCUCUCCAUGGACCCCAGUGAGCCUGAGACACGCCACCGUCAGGCACCUGCGGGCGUGUGCCUGGGUUCUAUUUGUGGGAAUGCAGGUGUGGAAGAGACAGGAAUGAAGCACAAACAGGCGAGUUUAGGGAGGAGGGAAAGCCCACUUCGUAGACGUAAGUGCCUCCCUCACGGCUGGUGUUGGCAGUUUCCAUUUCCAGGUUGGAAAGGGAAUGACCAGAUUGAUCACACUGGGGUCUUCAAAAAGGAAAUAGCUGACUCUUGGCGUGUGCCAGUGGAGAGGGCAGCAGACCCCGGGGCUCACAGCUGUGUGCCCUCCUUUCCGGAGCUCUGCCAGGAGGCCCGGGGAGCAGUUUCCUGCAGAGAAAGCAAUGGUACUCCGCCGUGCACACCCCGCUUCUGACUUAUCUCACGCCUGAGGCAACUCCCACAUGGAGGCUGAGCUGGCAGGUUGAGCCUGUGCCUCACAAAGGAUGCGCCAGAGUGUGAAAGCAAGUCAGAGAUUCUCCAUGAUUCUUACCUGCUUGGAAGGCAAAAUGCCUUGAGGUCUGAAGAGUCUUCAGGCCUGAUGUCCCUGAAGAUAACUGAAAUGGGGGAGAAGCCUGAUCACCUCCUUGCAAGUGACAGAGUGAAUGUGGUUUCUGGGAACCUGGACAGUAUUUGUGUCCUGGUGGCUUGCACCCUGGUGGGGCUGGGAAACAGCGUUUCUGGAAUCUUAUCCGUUUUCACUGCUUAUAGCAGCUGGGUGGGCCUCGGGGUUCGUGAAAGCCCCUUCCCGCGCUCCCCAAUUGCCAGCUACCCUGUGGCAAUCUCUCUAGCCUGGCCUCUCAGAUACAGGAGCUCGUCAGGGGCUCAUCAUCCAUUCUGCGGUGUAGUGGUUAGCUCUUUAACUGUAGGCCAAGAAUUUUUCUGCCCACCACAGCCAUCCAGACAAGUUUCACUAGCCAGGAACCUGAAAACACCUUCAAUGGGCUUCCCUGCGACCCCAGCUCUACUGACCCCAUCCAUACAAGUGGAAAGGCAAAGCGUUAUGAGGUGGCACCUAACCGACGGUGGGCAGAAGGGCAGAGGAAAGGGAGCCCU
Rhinolophus ferrumequinum (greater horseshoe bat) is the source of this 4112-nucleotide messenger RNA. RefSeq names its product potassium voltage-gated channel subfamily D member 3 (gene KCND3). Gene Ontology annotation, biological process: protein homooligomerization; potassium ion export across plasma membrane. Gene Ontology annotation, cellular component: voltage-gated potassium channel complex; membrane; neuronal cell body. Gene Ontology annotation, molecular function: protein binding; A-type (transient outward) potassium channel activity. The transcript has 8 exons. The record is from RefSeq and is a predicted model, not a curated record. The coding region runs from base 226 to 2193 and encodes 655 amino acids. NCBI's taxonomy places the organism in Eukaryota, Metazoa, Chordata, Mammalia, Chiroptera, Rhinolophidae.